GGACCGUGGCCAAUUCAAUCCCCCGAGGCUACUUCAGUCCCACCGCAGCCCUGUCACGUCCGGAAGCCUGGUCCUCCUUACUGACAUCACCCGAGCGCUUCGCUUACUUUCCACAGAACUCUCCUGCCCUGCUGCAUCCCCACCUACCACCUACCCCGGUGGCCCCCAGCCUCAAACUUCUUUCUGCUUCUUUCACCCUGGUUUACUUCACCCCCUUCACAAGUAAAGAUAGGGAGUCCCCACUCGUGCCUCUCGCCAAGUGAACUAGCGACAAGUGGGGGCUGACCGCUUCCUGGUCGCUCCCUUCUUUUGUCUUUCCUCUCCUGGCAGCGCCAGCCUGGGGACUCCCUAGCCAGGAAACUUAAUUCACUCUCUCUUGCUCCCUGUCCCUCCCCCACUAGAUCCAGCCCUCCCAAGAGAGAGGGAGAGCGAGAGCAAAGCAGCCCGCAUCUGCUGUUUGUCUACAGCCAGAGCUUCAGGUAGCCGCCUCUCCUCCCCUAGAGCCACUAGCUCCGCGCUCGCAAGUCACUGUCUCCCCAGCUCCUUGCUAACAAGGACAUCCAUCCGGAAACUUCCAUAGAUCAUCUGAAGGGGAAAAGGGGUGCUUGUGCCAGACCCUUUAGUACUUUUUACACCAAGAUAAUGUAACAUCAGAUUCCACCUUUUGGGAGAUUUCACCAUGGGAGCAAACAACUCCAGCAAGCCUCCAGUGUUUGAUGAAAAUGAAGAUGUCAACUUUGAUCAUUUUGAAAUUUUGCGUGCCAUUGGGAAAGGCAGUUUUGGAAAGGUCUGCAUUGUACAGAAGAAUGAUACCAAAAAGAUGUAUGCCAUGAAGUACAUGAACAAACAGAAGUGUGUCGAGCGCAAUGAAGUAAGAAAUGUCUUCAAGGAACUUCAAAUCAUGCAAUGUCUGGAACACCCCUUCCUGGUUAAUUUGUGGUACUCCUUCCAAGAUGAGGAGGACAUGUUUAUGGUGGUAGAUCUUCUGCUUGGUGGCGAUCUGCGUUAUCACCUGCAGCAGAAUGUCCGUUUCCAAGAAGACACUGUGAAACUCUUCAUUUGUGAGCUCUCCAUGGCACUGGACUACCUCCAGAGUCAACGCAUCAUCCAUAGGGAUAUGAAGCCCGACAACAUUUUACUUGAUGAGCAUGGACAUGUGCACAUUACAGACUUCAACAUUGCUGCCAUGCUGACCAAGGAAAUGAAAAUCACCACAGUUGCUGGCACCAAACCUUAUAUGGCCCCUGAGAUGUUCAACUCAAGAAGACAAACAGGAUACUCCUUUGCUGUUGACUGGUGGUCCCUGGGAGUGACUGCUUAUGAGCUGCUGAGAGGCCGGAGACCAUAUCAAAUUCGCUCUGGCGCAUCUACCAAUGACAUUGCUCACAUGUUUAAGACAGCAAUUGUGACCUACCCAGCUUCAUGGUCAGUGGGAAUGGUGACACUGAUGAAAAAGUUGCUUGAACAAAACCCUGACCACAGAUUUUCUCAGCUAUCAGAUGUCCAGGACUGCUCCUACAUGUCAGAUGUGAAUUGGGAUGCAGUUCUGCAGAAGAGGCUGAUUCCAACUUUCAUUCCUAAUAAAGGCAGACUGAACUGUGAUCCGACCUUUGAACUUGAAGAAAUGAUUUUAGAGUCCAAACCUCUGCACAAGAAAAAGAAACGACUGGCAAAGAAAGAGAAGGAUACCAGGAAAUGUGACUCCUCCCAGACUUGCCUUCUUCAGGAGCAUCUUGAAUCAGUCCAGAAGGAAUUCAUUAUUUUCAACAGAGAAAAGGUAAGAAGGGAACAUAAUGAGAAGCUGGCACAAGCCAAAGACCCAGAAGAUGGUCAGAACAACAACCUGUGAGAUCUGCUCCAUCCUCUUUCCACAACAUUAAUCAACCGCUGGGCCACGUGCUUCUGAAUCCUCCAUUUAGAAUGCUCAGACAGUAGUUCUCACCUGCCCUCCCCUCCACUCACAAAUGCCCAAAGCACUGUGGUAGAGCACUAGACCAGAAGCUGGGAGACCAGGGGGUCUAGUGCCAGUUCUGCCACUAAGCAAUGCUGUGUGACCUUAGGCAAGUCACCUCCCUUCUUUGGGGCUCAGUUUCCCCCCAUCUGUAAAAUUAGAUAAUCUGUUACAAAUCCCUAUUAUUUCUAAUAGUCUACAAUUCCAAAUAACAUUGAAGGUUUAUGCUUUAGUGUCGUUCAAAGAACACCGGAGGACUUAGACUAAGAAAGAUCUGGGUUCAAAUCCCAGAACUGACACACUGUGGCUAUUGGUAAAUGGCUUUACCUUCCUGAGCCUCCAUAGAUAAAGGGGGUAAUAAUAUUUACACUACCUAUUUAAGACCUACCUCACAGGGUUGUUGUGAGGAAAACACUAUAUAGUUGUGAGUUAUUAUAUUUAAUCCCUUUUCUACUCUUUGCCUUGUAGAAAAUGUAGGGAUUAGGGUGAAGCCCUUCCGUCCUAGAAAACUAACAAAAGGGGAUUAGAAUACCUUAGCCCAUCUGAGCACAAAGUAGAGGAUUGAUUUUGUUCAGGAAAAAAUAAUGGGACUCAAUCAACCAUAAGUAUCUAUGUGAAAGAGAAGCCCCAAAACAGGGGCCUUCUCACAGUAGCAUGGCCCUUCAGCACUAACCAUCUCAUUUAACUAGGGACUAGAUGUCAUCUGAUUAAGUACCAGGAAAUACCAGACAAGAAUAGCCUGAUGUAAAACACACCUACAGUGUUGUGGUGAUACAUGGGGGGCCUGGGACGUGUAGAGAAGUUUGAUGUGAUGUCUAGCAGGAUGUCCUUCAUCUUGACCAAGACACAAAGAAACAGUUUCCCUUUCUUGCUAAAUUCAUCAACCAAUUCUAGGGCAAGUUGGUGACUGAUCAAGGGAGCAGUCAUUCUAGGGGUAGGAUGGAUAGAAUUAGGGCCUGUGAGAAAGACAGAGAUGGGAGUAGGGCUGGAAAGACUUGGAAAAUGAGAGUGCUAGCUGGCUUCACUCCUGUAGAGCAUAUGGGUGUGAAGUGGGGACUCAACAUCUGCUUAGUGUUUUAUGGCUUUCAAUUCACUGAACUACCAGGCCUUAAGUUACAGUGGUGGUAGGAAGAAGAGUCUCUUUUCUUGCCAUUUAAAAAAAAAUGAAGUGUAUUUACAAGUGUAUCUUUUUAAAUAUUUGUAAAAACAACCACCACCAAACAAAACACCAUCCACCACCACUUGUGUUCCCCUCCAAGUACAAAGUACAUCAAGUGAGAUAAUGUAUGUAAAACACUCUAUGAAUAGGAUCUCUUAUUCAGGGAGUUCUCUCCAAACACCAGCCCUUGUCCUAAUGCAGUCUGUUCGGGACUGGAAUAAAGUCAUCAGCAGUGAGAAAGAGACCAGACUCUGGUUCCAAAUAGGAAAGGCCAAGAGUUUCCAUGGCCAUUUGUAAUUCAAGCCAAACUAUGUGUUUUGGUUGCUCUGACUCAAGCCCCAAAGGUCAUAGAUUUUUUUCUUCCCUGUCAAACAUUUCUUCUUGGUUAAACAGUCCUGUUGAAAGAACUUCCUAAGGAAUGUUUCGGGAACAAACAUCUUACCAAAGGGAAGGAAGGCAAGCCAUUUGGCUCAUCUUUCACUAACUUGUCUAGUUCAUGUCACUAGAAUGUCUGAACCAGGAGAGGAACCUUAUAAAACAUCCAUAAUUCAUAUUCCUAAGUCAACUAGUUUUUAUUUCUAAUAAGCUGCAUAUGGACCUGGAAUGGUGCCACUAAUUUUUAAGAAUUAAGAUUCACUAGAUGGACACUCACAGACCUGGAUGAGGCAAAAAAGUCCUCCCUGGGCCCUUAUUAGCCUGCUUAGACAGUCGUUUACCAAAAAAUAAACAAGUUUUGUCAGUGUUGGUAUCACCUCCAGAAAAUUGAUAUAAGAAAGUCUCCUAAGAGUUUCUCAUUGCUGAGCUAGUGCAUUUCCAGGCUUUUACAAAACCUUAUUUCUGGUUUCUUGAAUAGUUGUCAGUAACACUGAGGCCCUUCUGUUCUAUUCCAUGAGUCAGAGGUUAAAACCAACCAACACCUUCCUGAGGCUGAGGCAAAUAUACCCACAACUCCUCACAUUCCACUAGAAUGUAAACUCCUUGAGGCCAAGGAAUGCUUGUUUUAUUUUAUUUUUGUAUCCCCAGUGAUCGUCCUGGUGACUAGCACAUGAGAGGUCCUUGAAUUGGCUUGAAUUGUACUACCUUAGGUUUUCUGGGGCCUAUAAUUCCCUGGUUCAUGACUCCUUAAACUUGAAUCUGAGAGUUCCCAUCUUGGAGAAGAAAGGGAUCGUGGCAACCAUCUGUGACAUAUGUUCCUGAAAAUGUUAUUAAUGUUGUCUUAUCAUCUCCACCAGUCAUUGUAAAAAAAAAAAAAUGACUUUAUCGGCUUACUAUGUUUAUAAGGUUGGAACACAUUUCUUCUUCAUAGCACUGCCAAUAUGCCAGGGACUGCAUAUUGACUUAGGCAGCAUGGAUAGGGUAGAGGGGGCACCCUACUGACGAUAGGUUUUGGAUCUUGAUAUAAAACCCAUGCCAAUGGGCCGUGACAACUUUAAAUUGCUAAGGGAGCCCUGGCUAAGACCAGAGAUUAUGGCUGGAACCCAAAGCAAAGGGUAAUGGAAAGAACGCAGGGUUUGGAAUCAGAAGUCCUUGGCUUGAGUCCUGGGUUUGCCAUUUAUUAGCUGUAUCACCUCCAAAAGACCAGUCACUUCCCCUCUUUAUUUCCUCAUCUCUAAAACAAUGGGCUAGAGUAGGUGAUUUUGAAGCUCGUGUCACUUCUAACAUUCUAUGACUUUGUAAGUACUCACCUUGAUGUUGCUGCAGAAUUCUUCCAUGUUCAUGACCAGUCAGUGAAGUAGGCAGCAUGAUUAUUACCAUCCUUGUUUUAUGAAUGGGGAAAUUGUGUAUCGGAGAGGUCAUACAGUCACGUAGGUAGUUAAGUAUCCAGGGUGGAACUAAACCAACUCAACCCGUUUUCCUGAUUCCACUCUUUCUUCUACAUCGAGAGAGGGCUAAGAUUAGUUUAGAGUAGUCAGGCAGCCCUUUGUUGGGAGAAUUAUCACUCGCAGCUGUAGAAAGUGACCAAUAUUACCCGUCAUUGUAGUUCCCUUUGAUCAUUUGGCAGAUUAAAAAGGAAGCAGGAGGAGCAGCUAGGUGCCACAGUGGAUAAAGCACCGGCCCUGGAUUCAGGAGUACCUGAGUUCAAAUCCGGCCUCAGACACUUGACACUUACUAGCUGUGUGACCCCUGGGCAAGUCACUUAACCCCCAUUGCCCCGCAAAAAAAAAAAAAAAAAAAAAAAAAAAAAAAGGAAGCAGGACAGAGAUCUUCCAGAGGACUCUCCCAGUAGAUAAACUUUGGUUUUGCUCCAGCAUUUACACGAUAAGGUAGGGAGAACUGUGGGAGCUGAAGGGAAGAGACUGAAGAGCUGUAUAUCUCUGUUGUCCAUCACCAAGAUGUCAGGGCACCAUAUAAACUUGUUUUUUAAUAGCCAUCUGCCAUGCUCACUUGUUCUAAGUUAAAGUACUGUCUGUCUGUCACUAAUGGAAUAAAAAGUCGAAUGUCUUAUUUUCUGCUUGGUUAUGUAUGUGUGUCUAAUUCUUCCUGAGUUCUCUCAAUGGUGACCUAGAGACCAAGUACCUCUGGGGAGCUGUAGUAAUUGUAACCUUGAACAAAAAGUAGAACCUAUAUCAGAU
This is a messenger RNA of Dromiciops gliroides (monito del monte), 5683 nucleotides long. RefSeq names its product serine/threonine kinase 32A (gene STK32A). Gene Ontology annotation, biological process: G protein-coupled receptor signaling pathway; protein phosphorylation; regulation of signal transduction. Lineage: Eukaryota; Metazoa; Chordata; Mammalia; Microbiotheria; Microbiotheriidae. The record is from RefSeq and is a predicted model, not a curated record. Gene Ontology annotation, molecular function: G protein-coupled receptor binding; G protein-coupled receptor kinase activity; ATP binding. The transcript is spliced from 13 exons. The coding region runs from base 680 to 1849 and encodes 389 amino acids.